UUCACGAAAGUUGACAGAAGAAACGAAGUUUACACGUCACAACACUCAUUCUCAGUCGGUUAACAUUGUAGAAAAGUGAAACGUUGUAUUGGAAAGCCGCCGUCGUGUUGUACACAAGACUGUUUUAAAUUAGGAAAUUAUUAAAUAAAAUUAAAAUCAUGUUCAAAGCUUUGUUCAUUUCCUUUGCCUUGUUGGCUGUGGCUAGCGUAAGUUUGGCCGGUGACGAAGAAACUUCUGCCCGCUUGUUGGUCUCCAAACAGAUCUUGAACAAAUACUUGGUGGAGAAGAGUGAUUUGUUGGUACGUUACACUAUCUACAACGUUGGAAAUGGUGCCGCUACCAAUAUCAAAUUGGUUGAUAAUGGUUUCCAUCCUGAAGCCUUCGAAAUUGUUGGUGGCAAACCCACUGCCAGCGUUGAACGUCUUGCCCCACAAGCUAACUAUACACAUGUCGUUGUUGUAAGACCCAAAUCCCAUGGUUACUUCAACUUCACCGCUGCUGAGGUUUCCUACAAACCCGUUGAAGAAGCCGAAAAGAUCCAAUUGGCCGUCAGCUCCGAACCUGGUGAGGGUGGUAUCGUCAACUUGGGUGAAUUCAACAAACGUUUCUCUUCUCACUUCUUCGAUUGGGUUGCUUUUGCCAUCAUGACUUUGCCCUCUUUGGCCAUUCCCUUGGCUUUGUGGCACUCAUCCAAGAGCAAAUACGAACGUCACGGCAAGAACAAGAAACAUUAAACAGUGAUCUUGUAGAAAUACUUUUUUAAAUUAGGAAACUAUUUUCUUAUCCAUCUGUAACAAAACAAAUGAUUUUAAAAUUUAAAUUCCGCCCUUAAAGGUUGCAAUAAUUGAGAUAAAACUUUUUCCCAUCUUUGAAAGCAAAAGUGCGAGCAUUGAUUCCUUUGGUUAAAGCAAAGAAAUCAAUAGUUUUUUUUAGUUAUAGCCUCAAGAAAUCGUUUUAGAUUUAUUGAAAAAUGUUGUCACACAGUUAUGUUUUUUACGAAGAUCAUAUUUGUUACUAUUGAUUGAUUGUGCGAGCUCAUUUAAACCAAAACUCUUCAUCUAAAAGAACGCACUUUUAGAUAAUGAUCACACAUUUUUUUAUUUAUAGCGUGCGUACAUUUCGAUUUUGUCAUACAACAACAAUGUGAGAUUUUUCUAAUAAAAAAAUAAAAACCUAACAAAACGGA
Molecule: messenger RNA, 1186 nt
Organism: Musca domestica (house fly)
Lineage: Eukaryota; Metazoa; Arthropoda; Insecta; Diptera; Muscidae
Product: translocon-associated protein subunit beta-like
Exons: 3
Coding region: 159-734 (191 amino acids)
Cellular component (GO): membrane; endoplasmic reticulum
Source: RefSeq, a predicted model, not a curated record